UAAGUAAAAUCACAUGAUCUGUAUUUUGUCAGAUGACAUUGAUGAGCGCGACAAGCAACCCGAGGCAUGCAACUCACCGUGGACUUCACAUCGCUAAGAGAAAGAGAACUCAAACUGUCAGGGAUGAAAUUCUAUAAAAAAUUAUUGUGACUGACGAUAAUAUCUGGAGUAUGGAAUGUUGGGGAGUUUUGACUGCGAUAGCUGCCGCUUGUCUGCUAGGUGUGGUGGUGAGCCAGACUACGGCUCCGAAGCUCGCUCCUACUGUGAUGAACACCACAUUCAUUGAGAAUGUGACGGAAACAACCACAUUCAGUGAGACCCCUACAUUCAGUGAGACCCCUACAUUCAGUGAGACCCCUACAUUCAGUGAGACCCCUACAUUCAGUGAGACCCCUACAUUCAGUGAGAAAGUGACAGCGACCACCCAUAUGAUCCUCAGCACCACAUCCCCAGGCUGCUCUGCCCUCUGUGAGGCCUGUGUCCCAGGGUCCUACUCCGACAAUGACUCCAUGCUGUGUUCCUGCUGCCAUGAGCCAGGGUUGUGUCUGUUCACUGGGGCUUGCCUCCCAUGUUCCAGAGGGUUCUUUCAGCGUCUGGCUGGACAACAGCGAUGUCUGCCCUGCAGCCAGGGUUUUUACACCAAUUUCACCGGUAGCCCUGUGUGUCAGUCCUGCCCCCCAGGCUCCUACAGCAACAACACAGGCUCCGACUCCUGCCGAAGCUGUUCUCCCGGUUUCUAUACGUCACAACAAAAUGCCACAUCGUGCAGUCCAUGUCAACGGGGAACAUUCUGCAGCUCCUCCAGUUGUGCUCUGUGUCAGAUCUGUCCUGCUGGUACAGAGUCCCUGCAGGCUGCUGCCAAGGAGUGCACACCUUGUCGUCCCGGCCUGCACAAGGCUCCCCGUCAGAGUAUGUGUCAAAUCUGCAGCAGCGGCUUCUUCCAGAUCCACUGGGGCCAGGAGACCUGUAACCUCUGCCCCGAAAACCACUACUGCCCAAGUCCAGACGUGAAUCCCAUCCUGUGCCCUGGCGUUGCCUUCUGUCCUGAGGGCAGCACUGCUCCAGGUUACUGCAUGGAGACCUUCUUCCGCAAGGCAGGGGAGGACUGCGAGCUGGCCCCCAUCACCAUUGCUCUACUUGUCAUUGGAGGAGGGGUGGCCCUACUCUUUGUCAUCCUGCUGGUGUUGCGUCGAAUGCGAGACACAGAUGGAGAGCUUUCCCUCGCACGACAAUUUCUGUUAACCAAAGAGAGGCCGCAAGGUCAAUACUACGGGAUCCCAUGUGAUGCCGAGCCAGUAUAUGCUGGUUGGUGAACAUGUCCCCAGCCUCAUCUGAUACUUCCUAUUAUUGGGGUAAUAUGUCUGGCUUUUAGAGCAGAAUCAAGUGAAGUCUAUGUGCCUCAGCUGUGGACUAAUGGACCAUAAGAGAAAGCAGACACCAAAUCCUAGCUAUUGUUUACUGAAUGUCCAUUUGAGUACUUUUGUUAACUCACCAGCUUUCCUGCGAUAUAUCUUCUAGAUUUAUUUUUAACAAGCAGAAGUGUUUUUCAUCUGUAUUCUGUGCUUUAGUGAUGGCGGACCCGUUACAUUUGUUCAAAAUAAGAAAGAAUGUAAUCAAUUGAAUUGUCCUUUGCAUUCAUUUUGGUUAAUUUGGCAAAUGGUUUAAAGAUGCACACACUGGAUGGUUUAGGAGGGUUGAAAAGGGAGCUUGCGGGCUUCUUUAUAAGGACUUGGUGGAGACCUUGUGUUAUGAAAAUCACUUAUGUUGAUGUUUGUAAAUGCAUUCAUUCAUGGUACAUCGAUGGGUGUUUUAAGUUAUGCUUUGAAGAUUGUUUUCAGUAAAUGUUCCCCUCUUGUCACAGAAAUAAUCUAUUUGCUGGUUAUACAGAUUAAUAAUAUUGGUGAUCUAAGGUACUAUGUGUUAUAUUUUUAAUUUUAUGUUUGAAAGGCAUCACAUCUAUGUUUAUCAAUAGCAACGUUUUUGACCUAUGUUAUUUAAAAUAAAAUGAUAUUUGUAUGUUUUAAAGAAAAACACUGACUAACUGGAAUAAAGCAUAGCCAUGAACUACU
Molecule: messenger RNA, 2069 nt
Organism: Coregonus clupeaformis (lake whitefish)
Lineage: Eukaryota; Metazoa; Chordata; Actinopteri; Salmoniformes; Salmonidae
Product: sushi, von Willebrand factor type A, EGF and pentraxin domain-containing protein 1-like
Exons: 9
Coding region: 171-1313 (380 amino acids)
Source: RefSeq, a predicted model, not a curated record